Molecule: messenger RNA, 531 nt
Organism: Microplitis mediator
Lineage: Eukaryota; Metazoa; Arthropoda; Insecta; Hymenoptera; Braconidae
Product: histidine-rich glycoprotein-like
Exons: 2
Coding region: 1-531 (176 amino acids)
Source: RefSeq, a predicted model, not a curated record
AUGGUCACCAAUAUUAUAGCCAUCAUGUUCAUGAUGGUCACCAUGAACAUGGUCAUGAACGUUAUUAUGGUCGGCAUAAUCAUGGUCGUGAUGAGUCGUGGUGGUCAUGAUAGUCACCAUGAUUGUGGUAAUGAUCGUCACCAUGAUUGUAGUCAUGACCGUGGUCAUGAUAAUUACCCUGAUCAUUGUCAUAAUGGUCACGAUGAUAAGGGUCAUGAUGAUUACGAUGAUCAUGGUCCUGAUGGUCAUCAUGAUCAUGUUCAUGAUGAUCAUGAUGAUCACCAUUAUCAGUGUCAUGAUAAUCCCUAUGAUCAUGGUCAUAAUGGUCAUGCUGGUCAACAUCAUCAUAGUCGUGGUGGUCAUAAUGGUCACCAUGAUUGUGAUUACGAUGGUCACCAAGAUUGUGGUCAUGAUGGUCACCAUGAUUGUGAUCAUGACCGUGGUCAUGAUAAUCACCCUGAUCAUGGUCAUGAUGGUCACGAUGAUAAGGGCCAUGAUGAUCACCAUGAUCAUGGUCAUGAUGGUCCUUAA